AUGAAGUUGACGCCAGACGAUAUCGCAACAUUCGAGGAACUCGACCAUCAGCGCGAUAGGGUGCUUGCUCAGGGCUACACGGUCUCUCAAAUUCCGAUAAAUGCCGACCAUGAGAAGUGGAUCGAGUACAAAAAGUGGAAAAAGUUCAAGAGUCUGCAACCCGGCGCAGAGCCUGGUAACGAGCAUGCCGCUGGUCAGUUAUCAUCUCUGCCGCUGGCGAGUCUGAUGGCCACGCCACGCUCGACAACCCCCAACCAAGUUCCAAACACGAUGUUGGACCUCUUACUUGGGGUUGCAACUCAUAACGCCUCCAGUUCCCAGGCAUCAGCUCCUCAAUUCCACCUAUGCACACAGGCAAUGAUGGCCCACUGUCUUGCCAGCAGUCCUUACUGCAAGUGCUUUCUCGCCAAUCACCCUCACCCCUCUUUUCCGAUCGGCGCCCCCAGCCUGGCGCAUAGCUUGCCACCAGCCCCUACCCAUGGCUUUGGGAGAACCUCGGCCAACAUUCCGGACACAGUUUCCAGUGUGGUCGAGAUAAUGCCCAGGACGGAGAAUGUGCAGGCCGUCACUGACGAGGACGACGAAUACGAGGACGAAGCGGAGAGAGAGUCGACACAGAUUUGUCUCUAUCUGGGGAAAGACUGGCGCUCGGGCAUAUCGGCUGAUGUAUACUGGGAUUCGUCGGACGACUGGAUUUCAGAGAAGUUGCUUCGGGACUCGAACAACGUCGUUGAGCCAAGCGAAUGCCCUGUGACCUACCGAGUUCCAGAUGGUAUCCGAUUGGAAAGUAAAGGGUGCGUAAAGGUGGACUGCCGACUGUCUCGUACGGGAAAGACUUUCCCAGGCGAAUUUCAGGUGCAUGCAGCCGCUUUUCGCGCACCAGAUGUCAUUCUUGGGAAGUCUUGGGCGCAAAAGCAUGGUGCAAGUGUUCUCUUUUCGCGGCGUUCGGUCAAUUCGAAAGAUCGUAAUGCGCAAAGUCGGCCUGGCAGUGACCGCCAUGGCGACUUGCGGCGAAAGCAGACCAGGUCGCAGUCAGUCCCAAGCAACCGCAUCAUGAAGUUGCCACAGCGACGUAUCAUCGAUCGCGACGCGGUGAGGUCGAAGUGGCGCACAAGAACGGUCGCAUCGGCCCUCGAUGUCGCGACCGACGUACAUGAGUACUGCCACACCUCCAUGUCGGCUUCAAGAGAAGAAGAUUCGACGGACAAACUCGUGAAACAAAUCCUCACAGCCAGGCUCAAGAUAGCAGAGAGACAAGGCCUUCUUUUCCGAUCGACCGACGAGUUCAUCGAUCAUCUCACCAAUGAAGGCGGCCUGGACAAGAUCUCCGAUGAAUGGAUCCGCCGUGCAUCCCACCAGGCGCUCCGCGAGCUCUUGAGAGACCACCAAAGACAACAUGGAAAGUUCCAAACCGGCGCUGCUGCUGCACCGUCAAUCAACGCGACGGGAACAUCUGUUCCACACCAUAGCAACCAGUCAGACAGCGGUUACGACCCAGGCUCUCCCAUGUUGUGCGAUCUGCGCUUGCAUUCUCUGUCGCAAGAGUCCAAUUUUGAUGUCUUUUUCGUCUCAACCGCCGUGCCCAACGCCGCGCCUCUCAACCUACUGGCGCGAAUCGAUGCCGAAAAGGAUAACAACAUCAUCGAUGUGGAAUAUGCAAAAAGGCUUUGCGGAGACCAGGCCGUAGAGGGCGAACGCGUAUUGGUCAGCUACCGGUUCACUCACGAUGAUCCGGAUGGGAGAAACACCAAGAAGAUAUACUGCGUUGUCGGUCGAUUAUCAGCGGAGAACGUCAUUUUUGCCAGAGAGUUUCUUGACUCUGCUCGUUCCGAUUUCCAUUCACAAUCUCCUUUGGGUAAUUCGCCAUCCCGGAGGUCGUCUAUGGGUCAGGUCGAGUUUACUCAGGAUGAGUUAAAAGAAACGGAAGCCGAAAUCGCGGCACGAUUGGUGAACGCCAUGGCGAUAGAGGAAUUGCGGAAGAGGAAAAGAGUACACGAACAUGAUGAUGACAGACAUCACCCGGCCCGGAGGACUAAAUUCUGA
This is a messenger RNA of Diaporthe amygdali, 2043 nucleotides long. RefSeq lists its product as uncharacterized. The transcript is spliced from 4 exons. The record is from RefSeq and is a predicted model, not a curated record. Bases 1 to 2043 code for a protein of 680 amino acids. NCBI's taxonomy places the organism in Eukaryota, Fungi, Ascomycota, Sordariomycetes, Diaporthales, Diaporthaceae.